AUGACUAACUUAUCUGGAACUAAAGAUGCGAACAUCUAUAAUGAGAUUGCUCGUCUCAACUUUGCCCAAGGACCAAAAACCUGCUUAUUUUCAUAUUUUACUAUAAAUGAGAAAUCUAGGUCUAGCGCCGAGAGAGCCCUUUCCUUCUGUGAAAAUGACGAAGAAAAACUUGCAUACCUUAAUAACAUCUUAAUUUUAAUUAAGAAUUCUGUCUUACCUGAAAAAUUUCACUUAACUGAAACUGAAUCGAUCAACGAUGAUAAAAUGCCUAGACCUAGUCCUGAGGUUAAGCCCGAAGUGAAAGGAAAGUUUAAUAACCCGUUCGAAGAAUUUGUUCAGAAACUGGACCUCAAGCAACUUGAACGAUACAGACCAUUAAAGGAUGAGGAUAUAAAGAAAUUUUAUGAAUUUGCCGGACCCGAUUUCACAUGGCCUUCUACAAGUGAAAUCAGCGAACGCCGUGAUAUAUAUGACUAUAUCACCGAUCCUAAUCCCCGUUUCAUAGAAGGACAAGGGAAAGAACUCGCCAUUAACAGACUUGCAUACCGUCGUCUUGUGGAAUCCGGAAGUCUCGAUUCAUCUCAAGGAGAUUAUGUCCAUAUUGAACAUGGAAAAUUAGUGGGCUAUGAACGAAAAAUAUCAAUGGAGAAGUGUAAAGAUCUAAUGGAGAAAAAUCCCGGUAUGUUGUAUGCUCCUAUCAAACAACAGACGGUUGUCAUCAGAUUCUCUUCCACCGCAAAUGUGGCAUUAAAGGAAUGGCAGGUAGUGUUGCUUUUUAUGCGAAUAAAUAUUGGAAUUUUGUUGGGAAUUUUGUUGGGAACUUCUCUGCCACAAUAUCAGGUAUUUAUACGAAUUCGGAGGAAAAACGAUCCCACUAACGACAUUGCAACAAUGAACAAUGUUGAUCAAGACAUAAAUAAUCGAAACUUCCGCCUUAUAUUGGAUUCAGGCCGUAGGAUGAUGAAAGAUUAUGGUUGGAGUGGACUACCAUCCAGUACCGCUGGUUAUGGCGAAAAUACAGGAAUUUAUCAGGUUUUAUUUCCUUGGGAGGUCUCAUUAGGCGAUGGAGUCAAUUGGACGGAGUGGAUUGAGACUAAAAAUCUAUAUUGUUGGCAAGAGAAUGUUCCCAAUGACAUUGAUUGUGGUCUGGUUGGUUUCGUGUAUUAA
This is a messenger RNA of Funneliformis geosporum, 1167 nucleotides long. Lineage: Eukaryota; Fungi; Glomeromycota; Glomeromycetes; Glomerales; Glomeraceae. The record is from the annotation of a GenBank genome assembly.